UCUCCUUGCCGCUCCUCGUCCUUUUUAGCCCUUUUGCCAGCUCGCAUUGCCAGCUCGCAGCCGCUCGACGUAUCUACGUCCAGAAUGGCUCCUCACGAGUCUCUGCCCUGGUGGCAGCUCUUUUCGCCCGCCGACCUUCCCAUCGCGGUCAUCGUGCUCGCAAUCGGCUUCCACACCGAGGCAGCCAGGAUCGGAGCCGUCCUCAAGGACCGGCAGACUCGUGCGGCCUUCUGCGCGACGCUCCUCACCACGCUGCUCAUCGUGCCGCUAAUCGCGAUCUCCGCUGUCUGGAUUGUGCCGCACGUGCCACCCGAGGGCGUCAUCGGCAUCCUCACCGUCGCUCUGCUGCCGGGUGGCCCGCUCGCCAAUAUCCUCGCGGUGGCCGUCGGCGCAAACUCCGAGCUCAACGUGACUCUCACGGUGGCGGAGAUGAUCCUGUCCACCGCUCUGCUGCCCCUCGGGCUGCUGGUGGUGAUGCCGCGCGUCCUCGGCGCCGAGCAAGUCAUCCGCGUCCCAUUUAGUGAGAUGGUGCACGGCAUCGCCCUCGUGCUUGGGCCGAUGCUGACUGGCGUCGCGGCGAGCAGCCUGACGCGGCUGGAGGGGCUCACCGCCGCGCGGAGGCGGGUCGUCAAGCGGAGGAUCUUCCGCCUCCUCCUCCUCCUCGCCCUCCUCCUCGCCAUCGCCGUCCGGCGGCUCCACACGAGCGGCCCGCCGCCUCUGUCGGCGCAGCUCACAGAGCUCUUGCGCUCCGCAGAGCUGCCGCCCGACGCGACGCUCCUCGCGGCGCCCCUCUUCGGCGUGGCGACCGUCGCCUGGUGCUGCCUCCUCGGCUGGACCAUGCCCGCCCAGCCGAUGCCCAACCGCAUCUCCAUCUGCCUCGAGGUUGGAACGCGAGACCUCACCAUCGCGCUGGUCAUCGCGCUGGUCGGGCUGCCGUCGCUGCCGGCCCCGCAGCGCGCGCAGGUGGCCCUCGCCGUCCUGCUCGCGUGGGCCACCUGCAACGGCGGCGUCGCCCUCUCCGGCUUCCUCAUGUGCGCGCUGUCUGGGCCCGUCUGCUAUGCCGACGCGGGUGGCGGGGACGGCGGAGGCGGAGGCGGCGCCAGGGGCGCGGACUGCGAGAGGGAGGAGCAGGAGGGGGAGCCGGACAAGCUCGCCCUCCGGACGAGCUUGCUCGAGGGGUCGGGCCGGAAGAGCGACGCGGAGGACGGCGCGGGACCGACCGGCGCGACGCUGGUGUGAGCCUGUGAGCGGUGCGUGGGUUGUUGCACGAGUAUAUGGGACACGAUGUCUCAAAUAUGAGGGGUUUUGACUAUUACC
Messenger RNA from Emiliania huxleyi CCMP1516, 1317 nucleotides. RefSeq lists its product as hypothetical. The transcript has a single exon. Lineage: Eukaryota; Haptophyta; Isochrysidales; Noelaerhabdaceae. The record is from RefSeq and is a predicted model, not a curated record. The coding region runs from base 85 to 1239 and encodes 384 amino acids. Gene Ontology annotation, cellular component: membrane.